AUGGCGAAACGAUUAUUCACGACUUACGAAUGUCAGUCGUUGCUGGAGAAUCUAUCGCCGUUCGUGGACACCAAACGCUCUAAACGCGGUUCCGAUUCAGCAGCAGCCGCAGCAGCAGCGACCGAGAGUAGUUAUUCAACAUCGAAUUCGAUCAUCGGAUUCCCGGAAUUACUUGAAGAGCCGAAUCGCGAUUUGGAUCGGAGCGUUCUGUGCAGGCUCUGCGUUCGAUUGCCCGACGGGAGAAAAGUGCAGCGGAGUUUCCUCAGGAGUGAGUCCGUCCAGCUUCUCUGGUCGUUUUGUUACUCUCAGAUUGACCAAUCGGAGUGGUCGAGGAAGCCGUUCAAGCUGAUCCAAGCGUUUCCCGGCGAAUACAAGACGCUUCAUUACGGAUCUAACACGACUUUCGAACAAUCUGGGCUCGCCAACUCUGUGGUCUCGAUGACUUGGGCGUGA
This is a messenger RNA of Microthlaspi erraticum, 453 nucleotides long. Lineage: Eukaryota; Viridiplantae; Streptophyta; Magnoliopsida; Brassicales; Brassicaceae. The record is from the annotation of a GenBank genome assembly.